UCAGCUGAAUCGAAAGAGAGCACAGAUAGCGCAGGACUGCAGAAGGGACAAGGCUGGAAUGAGACAUAAACAAGUAUUGUGAGAUUGAACUUUGUUCUCACAGUUUUAUGUAAUUAAAGAUCAAAGUUCGACGGUUAAAUAAUUUAAGAUGGAAAGUGAGAAUUCUGUCGCAAGACUCAACGAGUACGCACAUAAAAAAAGAUGUACUCUGGACUACAGGGAGUCUCCACCUGAUGGCCCAGACCACUGCAAAACAUUCACCCAGAGGGUAGUCCUGAAUGGUAAAGACUAUCCUGAAGGUGUGGGGAAGACGAAAAAGGAAGCCAAGAAAGAUGCUGCUAAAAAUGCCCUGAGAGUCUUGUCAGAGGGCACACAUCAGACUGCAGAUGAUAAUUACAACCCUACAUCAGCUCAACAAAAAAAGGAACUAAACCAAAAUGAUUCUGAUAUCUGUAAUAAGACAAGAAGCCUCAGUGUCAACUCUCAGGACAACAGCUCUAAACAUAAUUUCAUUGGAUUGGUUAACCACUACUGUCAGACAAAAAAACUCUGCCAUUCAUUCGUUGAAGUGAAGAGAGACGGUCCAGCUCAUAUUCCUCAAUUCUUCUACAGAUUAAUAAUAGACGACAAGGAGUACCCUGUGGCUGAGGGUAGGAGUGCCAAAGAAGCCCGACAAAAUGCAGCUCGACUUACCUGGUCUGCUCUUAAAGAACAGACAGAUUGGGACAGCAAGGUGUCUGUCAGAUCAACACUGUCGGAGGAUGGUGCACCGCCAUCAUCAUCAUCAUCAUCAUCAUCAACUCCACUGGAGUCCCAUGAGGCAUCAUCACAAAGAACGUCAGCGAGUACAAGUUGUUCAAUACAAUUCACAGAUACAUCCAACCCUUCCAGAGCUCAGAUGCCCUUAGGGUCUGAAAAUGGUGCACCAUCCAGGUUGUCGACUUCACUGAAGUCUCUUGAAUCAUCACAAAGCAUGUCCUCGGGCUCUGAAAUAUUCACAGAUUCAUCAAACUCUUCCAAUGAUCAGCAUGCUGUCAAAAAGAAGACAUCCACCCCGUCAAGGUUUACUUCAGACUUUGAUCCCAUUGAGUAUCUUGGCAGUGGAGCCUACGGUUCGGUUUACAAAGCAAGGCGUAAACUAGAGGAGAAGUAUUAUGCUGUAAAGAUUGUACGCAGUGACAAGAAAGCUUUUCGAGAGGUGGGGACAUUAUCAGACCUCCUCCACCAUAAUGUCAUAAGAUACUUCAAUUGUUGGAUCGAGGAUACAAGAUACGAAGACGGCACCUCAGCUGGAAGCUCAGCUGGCGGUUACAGCGAUGCCCAGUCUACAGAUGAUCCAUCUGUAAAGUACCUCUAUAUUCAGAUGGAGUUAUGCAAAAGGAAAACACUUAAGGAAUGGAUUAAUGAGAAGAACACUCAGUCUCCGCAAGACACAAAGAGAAGACAAGAAAGUCUAACCAUUGCUCAGCAAAUAGUCAGUGGAGUUGAAUAUAUUCACUCAAGGCGGCACAUCCACAGAGACCUAAAGCCUGACAACAUCCUGUUUGGACUGGAUGAUAAAGAAGUGAAGAUUGGUGACUUUGGUCUGGUCACCAGAGAUGAUGACGCUUUGAUGGACAGAACAGAGAACAGAGGAACCAGAUCGUACAUGGCCCCUGAACAAGUGGGGAAGACAUAUGAUCGAAAAGUGGACAUAUUUGCUCUGGGGUUGAUAUACUUGGAACUCCUGUGGAAAGUCUCUUCUGGCCAUGAAAGAGGAGAGGUUUUACAACAUGCAAGAAAACAGAUUCUCCCGACAGACUUUUCACGGGCCUUCCAAGAAGAGAACCUAAUCAUCAAGAAAAUGCUGCAUGAGAAGCCAGAGGUGCGACCUCAAGCAAGUGAUCUGAAGGAACAGCUGGACAAGUUGGCUCAGACAGAAAAUGAGCCUCAGAAAAGGGCAACUGUGUGAUUAUCACAACGAAUUGUGACAAGUCUUAUGAGGGUAAUGAGAUCUGUCUGUCAUCUGAUGAACAUAUUUGAUAUACUGUUUAGGUGAUGUUAUUAAUAUUUAUUGACGGAUGGUUAAUGUACUGCACUUAAACAGUGAUUUAUCUGAACUUCAACUUAGCACUGUCCUGUAUGCACUUACAGGAGUUCAAAUCAUUUACCAUGCAAAUUAAAAAUGAUGGGUCUAAUAAUCAAAGAUUGGAAUGGGAAAUCCAAUUGUAUCAUCAUUUUAGUAACUCACAUAUUUCACAUCUGUCCAGCUGUUUUAAAUAAUCAUGUGCUGGUUAUUUCUGUGUCAACAGUUGACAUUGUAUUCAAUGCUGGGAUGGUCAAAUGUAUGUAUUACAUCUUUUGUUUUGUACUAAAUAUGUUAAGUUUGAGAAUAAAAUAAUGGUAAAAAAUA
Trematomus bernacchii (emerald rockcod) is the source of this 2392-nucleotide messenger RNA. RefSeq names its product interferon-induced, double-stranded RNA-activated protein kinase-like. Gene Ontology annotation, molecular function: double-stranded RNA binding; protein kinase activity; ATP binding. NCBI's taxonomy places the organism in Eukaryota, Metazoa, Chordata, Actinopteri, Perciformes, Nototheniidae. The record is from RefSeq and is a predicted model, not a curated record. The coding region runs from base 149 to 1951 and encodes 600 amino acids. Gene Ontology annotation, biological process: protein phosphorylation. The transcript is spliced from 17 exons.